Messenger RNA from Drosophila grimshawi, 1337 nucleotides. RefSeq lists its product as uncharacterized. NCBI's taxonomy places the organism in Eukaryota, Metazoa, Arthropoda, Insecta, Diptera, Drosophilidae. The transcript has 2 exons. The record is from RefSeq and is a predicted model, not a curated record. The coding region runs from base 46 to 387 and encodes 113 amino acids.
UAAUAAAUAAUAAUAUAUCCAACAUAGAUUAUUGUAAAAUUGACAAUGUGGCGAUUGUGUUGCUUGCUGCUAUUCCUGACUUCUGGAUAUUUUCUGCUUACCAACGGUCAGCCGAAGAACAUCUCACAGAAUGUGGGCAUUACUUUAAGCGCACCUUCUCUACAAGUACCCGCAGCCAUUGUCUUUGGAAAUCCGCGUCCCUCGUAUUUUAGUCGAAAACGACUGCGGCUGAGGGACUACGAGUAUAAAAAGGAUAAGCGCAAAAGGCAAAGGAAGCGUCCACAUGCCUCAACUAAAACAACAAUUAAAAAAUCUGUUAAGCAACAAAUAUUAAAUCAAGUGAAUGCACUUAAAGUGGAGACCCCCAAAAGUAUGCAACAAAAAUAACAAAUGACAGAAAAAUGAAGUCAACUUCGAGCUGGCAAAUACUUAUUACAAAUACUAAUUCCAAAACAGAAAAUGAAUACUUACCUAGUAGUCACGCAUAGUAGUAACUAUGCGGCAAACAAACAUAUAUAUAUAAAAUAAUUAUAACAACAAUAACACACCCCCAAAAGCAUAGUUCAAAAUCUGUGUAGGCUCAACUGUACACAGUCCGCGCCGAAGGAUGCCUGCCACGUGGCGUUAACGCAAAAUCAACAAAAUCUGUUGUAGUAUGUAUGUAUAUAAAUAUAAACAGCUCGAGACAUCAGAUUUUUAAUCAGCAAGGGGCAUAAUGGAAAAAGUGGGGAAAACCUUCAACGAUAAUCAUCACAAUAAUCGCGCACGUGAUGCCAAAUUAUGACUUUCAUUUUGUGCGAAUAUUGUGCUGGUAAAUUUGCAUAUUGCCAACGAAUCCCGGUUGCUGGCACUUGAGUUGUUCAAUAUUUAUUAAAAAAUUAGCAACAAGCUGUUGAAAUGAGUGGGAAACCAUUUGCAACUGGUGGUGGCUUUAAGGAUGCGAAUGCAAAUCCUGAUGUCGCCUUCAAAUUCGCUUCCUUCCGUUUAUCUCAUUUGUGAUUGUGUGCAAAUUAUGAAUUUUCCCUUACAAUUAUACAGACUGUACAAUGUGGCAAGUCGAUUUAUAUUUAUAUUUAUUUGAUUGAAAUUAAAUUGCUGACAACGUGAACCCAAACGGACCGGAAGUAAAGCUAAGAACGUGUCUACUCUGAAAUUUACACAGAAGGUGCAGAGUCAGAAAUGGGAUUUUUGUGGCACUGGGUCAGUGCCGCAGGGCAAAUGUUAAUGUCAACAACAAUCCACGCUGUAAAAAGAAUAUUUAAUUCCAAUUUGGUGGCCCACAAAAUAACACACAAAUUUGCAUUUGAAAAACUAAUUAUAAACACUUUGUAACAGUU